Messenger RNA from Oncorhynchus mykiss (rainbow trout), 6255 nucleotides. RefSeq names its product protein fem-1 homolog B. Gene Ontology annotation, molecular function: protein binding. Lineage: Eukaryota; Metazoa; Chordata; Actinopteri; Salmoniformes; Salmonidae. The record is from RefSeq and is a predicted model, not a curated record.
UUCCACACCAGUUGUUCUCAGCAGACAGGUCAGUGUGUGUAGAGAACACAUUUACCAGGUGGAGUCAGGCUUAUACUUCAUUGCCCUGGACCGCUACACCAACAAGGCAGAGGAACUCAAGUUUGGACUAAUUGGAAUGUCCACAGUUCAAGGUGUUCUACAUUGGACAGACAAAGAGAUGCCUUCUGCUUAGCAGAACACAAGUACGCCAUACGGGUAGUCAGUGAAGACUGCCCCAUGGCAAAGCACUACAAGUCCUUACCCCAUGCCAACCCUGCUUCCCUACAAGCUAUGUUCCGGCCUCAAUUAGAAAAGGUUGAUUGGAAAGAGCGGUUCAAAAGAGGACAUUAUCAUAUUUUUGUGCUCCCUGACGAAGGCCAUGCAGCCAAAACACCUGGUUUGGUCCGCCAUAGUAAUGAGCCUUGCUGUUGGAAAACCACGUCACAACAGUGUCCGACUUCCGGCUGUCGCAGAUGCACAUCCUCCGAUUUUACUCCUCCACUUUCAUCUGCAGUCGGUUGCUUCAGCCUUACCACUCAAACAAGCCCUGUGAAGAAGCAGAGAUACUUUUGAGGAGAUGGAAAACUCCACUCCUCUAUGUAUUAGUGCCCAUUGUGUACGUUGCUCAUGCGUCGGUAAUGGGCCGCGCAGUGCAUUUUGGGUGAAUUUGGGACAAGGAGAGCGCUCCUUUUAAGGAGUGAAUGGGAGUCAAUUGGUCGCUAGCUCAAAAACCCAACAUUAGCAUGUAUUUCAUGAAUAAGAAGUACAUUACAAAUAUUUUGAGACGUGAUAUAAUUAAUUUGUCUGUAAUAUCGUAUAGCUUUGUAAUCGUGACAUUAUGUACUUUAGAGGAAAAUAGGCAGGUUUGUCGACUCAGCCUAACAACUUCAACGCGAUUAGUCGACAGUCUGCUGGAUGGUGCCUUAUACGUUGAUAUCUCUGUAUUUAUUUAACAUCUUUGGUUAAAGAAUUCUGUGCAUCCCCGGCCUCAUUCACAUUGUAGCUAUCGGUUUCUAUUCGGAGGCAUUUUGGGAGUUGAAAAAUCACUUCCGGUAAGUAACUUGGAUGGUAAAGGUUAAAGGUAUUAAAGGUAGCCUUGCUCUGGUCUCAAAACAUUCACAUUGGUGGGAUAUAUCCGAGCAAAUUCUGCAUUGAUCCCGCCUGCUUCAAAGUGUUUAAAGAGGAGGAAUUCAAGAAAAGCGAUGAAACAGCAAGACGUUACUGCUCUCUCUUCCAAGUAUUAUCAAAUCUUUGGUAUGAUACAUAACUAGCUAUUUACACGGUUUUGAACGUCUGCUUGCUAGAUAACGUUAGCGAACCUCAGUUUAUGCGUUAGCUCGGUGCCACCAAAUAUAGGACAAAGUUGCAAAUCGAACCCAAAAGUUAGUACAGACAAAUAAUACGAACUAGUUUUCAUGCGACUUGUUAGCUAGGUGCUGUGGAAGAAUGGGUUUGAGUUAAUAAACGAGUUAUCAACCACGCUCAAUUGAGUUUUUCAUGUGAGCACUGGAGAUUGUUUCGGUAUUUUAAUGGGAGACGGGCUGCGUAACAGUGCAUCUAGCGGGCGACACUUGCGGAGGUGCCGGCGACCUGCUAGGCUUGGAUGGAGUCGCUUGCCGGGUACGUCUACAAAGCGGCGGCUGAGGGCCGAGUCCUGACGCUGGCCGCCUUGCUGCUCAACCACUCCAAGCCAGAGACACGAUAUCUACUGAGUUAUGUGACCCACCUCGCCGGCCAAAGGUCAACUCCUCUCAUCAUCGCAGCUCGAAACGGACAUGACAAAGUUGUGAGGCUGCUGCUGGAUCACUACAGGGUGGAUACUGAACAAACUGGCACAGUCAGAUUUGACGGGUAUGUCAUUGAUGGGGCCACUGCUCUGUGGUGUGCGGCUGGCGCAGGACACUUUGAGGUAGUCCGCCAGUUGGUGUGCCACCAGGCCAAAGUCAACCACACCACUGUCACCAACUCCACCCCCCUGAGGGCAGCCUGCUUUGACGGGUGUCUGGACAUUGUGAAAUACCUGGUGGACCACCAGGCCAAAAUCGGCAUCGCCAACAAGUAUGACAACACCUGCCUGAUGAUUGCUGCCUACAAGGGCCAUACGGACGUAGUGGGCUUCCUGCUGGAGCAUGGAGCUGACCCUAACUCCAAGGCCCACUGUGGGGCAACCGCCCUGCACUUUGCUGCUGAGGAGGGCCACCUGGACAUCGUUAAGGAGCUGGUGCGCUGCCAGGCUGCCAUGGUGGUGAACGGCCACGGCAUGACACCGAUCAAGGUGGCGGCGGAGAGCUGCAAGGCGGAGGUGGUGGAGCUGCUGCUGUCUCAUGCCAACUGUGGCCCGCACAGCCGCAUCGAGGCCCUUGAGCUGCUGGGUGCCUCGUUCGCCAACGACCGGGAGAACUAUGACAUCCUCAAGACCUAUCACUACCUGUACCUGGCCAUGCUGGAGCGCCACCGCGAUCCCGUCAGCCUCAUCGCCAAGGUGCUGCUUCCGCCCAUCGAGGCCUACAGCGGCCGGGGCGAGUGCCGCACCCUGCAGGAGCUGGAGGCAAUCCGGGCAGACCGCAACGCGCUGCACAUGGAGGGCCUGAUGGUGCGUGAGCGUAUUCUGGGAUCGGAUAACAUUGACGUGUCACACCCCAUCAUCUACCGGGGAGCUGUGUACGCCGACAAUAUGGAGUUCGGCCAGUGCAUCAAGCUAUGGCUGCACGCGCUGCACCUGCGUCAGAAGGGCAACCGCAACACGCACAAGGACCUGCUGCGGUUCGCCCAGGUCUUCUCCCAGAUGGUGCACCUGAAGGAGCCGGUGGGGGCGGAGCCAGUGGAGCAGGUGUUACACUGCAGUGUGCUGGAGAUCCAGAGGAACAUCGCAAGGGUGGAGGCGGCGCCUGAGGCAGAGCUGCACACGGCCAUGGACAACUACGAGUCCAAUAUGUUCACCUUCCUCUACCUGGUCUGUAUCAGCACCAAGACUGUGUGCGGCGAGGAGGCACGUGCCCAUGUCAACGAGCAGAUAUACAACCUGAUCCAGCUGGACCCGCGUUCACGGGAGGGCUUGUCCCUGUUGCACCUGGCCAUCAGCUCCAGCACGCCUGUGGACGACUUCCACACCAACGACGUGUGCAGCUUCCCCAAUGCUCAGGUCACCAAGCUGCUGCUGGACUGCGGUGCGCAAGUGAACGCGGUGGACCACGAGGGCAACAGUCCUCUGCACAUCAUCGUCCAGUACAACCGGCCUAUCAGCGACUUCCUGACACUGCACGCCAUCAUCAUCAGCCUGGUGGAGGCUGGCGCCCACACUGACAUGACCAACAAGCAGAAGAAGACGCCACUGGACAAGAGCACCACAGGUGUGUCGGAGAUCCUGCUCAAGACCCAGAUGAAAAUGAGCCUCAAGUGCCUGGCGGCACGUGCCGUGCGCCAGCACCAAAUUACCUUCCGCAACCAGAUCCCUAAGACCCUGGAGGAGUUUGUGGAGUUCCACUGAUCCACCUGGCCAAGGAGGCUUUUUAAACCAUUAGAAAACUUGUGUUCUUGUGAUUUUUUUAUUUUAUUUUUUAUAUAUAUUUUUUAUUGUUCUAAUUUUCUAUCAAAUCAAAAUGGUGUUUGCUGCUGAUGAUUAGGAAUAGUAGGAUGCAUUUUGUUUUUUAAAACAAUGGUUCCUUUUUUCUGUUUUAAGUAUGAAUCACAAGUACCAGCAGCAUCUCCCAUAUCUCUCCCACUGAAGUGUUACGGUCUGUGGCUGUCAUUGUGACACAGUGGGUGUCACUAGCAGAAUGAGGAAAUUGUCAGCCUGCUUUGAGCUUUCACUUUCCCAAAGUGUUCCAAAGAGAAUACCUGGCAAAGCCAAGCAUCCACACAAUGGUGACAACAGCAGCACCUUUUGGCUGCUUUUAGUGCAUGGACCCAAUUGUCCCAGACUCCCAGCUAGGUUCGCAACCAUGAAAAGUAGCAUUACUCUAUUGAUUCAUUUUGCAGGUUGCCUGUUGGAAGUGGUGUUGUAUGUAGGUUUGCAGUGAUUAUUAAGGCCCGUUGUUUGAGCAAGUGAAUGUGUGUCUGUGAGAGAAGAGGUGAGAAGGUAGUAGUUGAAUUUAGAACUUUGUACUUAAGAGUUUGUUUUUUCAUAACCAAUAUAAAAAAAAAGGUUUAUUUAAGAGGUGUGUGAUUUUGUUUUGUACUUAAAAAUAGAUGUAUAAUGAGCUUUCUUUUACAUGAACACUGUCUGGUAAAGAUGUGCCUUAUUUUAUAUUUUGGAAUAAUUAGGCCUAGAUAUCCCUUGUAACCAAGUCACCAACACUUGGGUUGUUGGCCCUCCUGACUUGCUUGGCUUCUGUGUGUGGAGACUACACGGCUUUGGUUGAGCAUUGCCACAUAAUGACCAUUUUUAAAUGGAUGCUGCUAGUAUUGAUGUUUGAGCAUGUCUUCCAUUCUCUGUCUUGUGUUUGUGUGUGGGUACGCAUGCUAAGCGAAUGAGAGAGGGACUGUGGAUUGUUUGUGGCGGUGUUGAAUGUUGGCCUUUAGCCUAGGCUUUUCCACUCAUACUUGCAACCUGUCGUUUGUCCUUAACAACUAACGAUUCUAAUGUCUGUAAUUUUGUGUGUUCUAAUCAGAUGAUCAGAGAUUAAAGCUGAGAAUGAAAGGUGAUUUGAUUCAAGAUUUUCAUCCAAGUAAAUCAUUAACUGUGUGACCGUAUGUUUUUAUUUUGGGGGGCUUGAGUGGAGAUUGUAUGUAUUUUGUGUUUGAGGUGAGUAGUGGACUGAGAUGCAAAUUAGCCUAAAGACAGUUUAACUCAGUGUUUCUUCAUCAGUUUACGUUUGUCAGAAAUACCAAUACCAAAUGUUUUAACAUUGGUCCAAAAAAUGUCAUGUGUAAAUGUAACAUUUUCUGACAUCCAAGAGGGUAGUGUCAAAAUUGGUCCAAUGUCACAUGCAAUGACCCACAUCUCAUGCAUACAGAUGGCUUCUGGAUUGAGUCAGAGCAACAGUGGGCUUAAAUCUUAACUGAUAAUUCCACACAAACACACACAGCUAUCAUUUCAUAUGGAAUCUGGCCAAUUCACCCUGUUGCUAUACAGAUAUUGCUCAAUUGUUAGGAUUUUUCAAUUUCAUGUGAUAUGAUGGAAUGUGUGAUAACACUGGUAGAUCUUUUCUGAUAGAUAUUGUAGUCAAGGUGCUCUAUUUUGGAGUAUUUUAUUUUGAAAUGUAUUUUUUAUCUCCCUUUUUCUUCCCAAUUUCGUGAUAUCAAAUUAUGAUCUUGUCUCAUUGCUGCAACUCCCCAAUGGGCUUGGGAGAGGUGAAGGUCGAGUCAUGCCUCCUCUGAAACAUGACCCGCCUAACCGCACUUUUUAACACCUGCCAGCUUAACCCGUAAGCCAGCUGCACCAAUGUGUUGGAGGAAACAACACCAUCUUACUGACAAAUGAAUUCAUCCUGCAGGCACCUGGCCUGCCACAUGGAGUUGCUAGAGUGCGAUGAGCCAAGUAAAGCCCCUCUGGCCAAACCCUCCCCUAACCCGGACAACGCUGAGCCAAUUGUGCGCUGCCCUAUGGGACAAAACUGUCGUAACAUUCAAUUAUCAAUUAAUUUCUGUCAUAGCAUUCAAUUAUUGAUUAAUUUAAUUCUUGCACCAUGCAAUCAAUGAUCAGUUCUUAAGAUGUCUUUUCCUUAUCCAUACUGUCUGCACCAUGAUCUAUUUAGCCUGUGCACAUAUGACAGACAGUUGUUGUUGGUGGGAGCAGAUCCCUGGAGGAGCGUGUAUUGAUCCUGCUGUAGAAUUAAUUGCGGCCAGCAGUUCUAACAAAUGAGUCACUCAGAAAAACAAAUCAUGACUCGAAUCAGUAGAAAUGGUUGUUUCAGUGGAAGGGCUCAGCACAGCAAGACUGGUGUGCUUUUUGGCCAAUUCUCAUGUCUGUGGUGUGCUGGGGGUCCCUGAGAGAUGGGGCUGAAGCAGGUCCACACUCGCCAUGGUUACCGCUCUUCUGGCGUCUUCCCGAUAGCUACUUGCUCCUCCUCAUCCUCCUGCCUGUUGAAGAAGCCCAGCUGGGAAGGCAGAGAGAGGGGAAAGAGUGAAACCCAGGGGUUAAAGCAAAGAAAAUCACUCAAUCUCAGAUUGAUUGUCUGCGGGGCCAAGUUAACCUCCGCUUUCAUGUAAAAAAAAAAAAAAAAAAAAAAAAAGUUAUGACCAUCAUGUUGUUAGGGAAAGAGUACUGUAAUGAUCUUUUGUGCAUGUAUUAAACUGAAAGUUUGACCAAUUCCA